Molecule: messenger RNA, 1895 nt
Organism: Hermetia illucens (black soldier fly)
Lineage: Eukaryota; Metazoa; Arthropoda; Insecta; Diptera; Stratiomyidae
Exons: 9
Coding region: 540-1709 (389 amino acids)
Source: RefSeq, a predicted model, not a curated record
UUCGAUUUGAAGAUUUAAAUAGAAAGUGGAUUCGUUGUCGUUCAUAUUUUGUCUGAUCUGUAUAAUCUUAAUAUAAUUGUGUAAUGCGGAACGCGAUCCUUAAUUCACCAGUGUUGCAUCAAUUAACUAUUCCUGUUUGUCCAGACUGUAUUUCAAUACCAAUUUCGAGGUGUAAAAUGGGAAUUUCUCAAUAUAUCCGCAAGUACGGUGUAUUCAUCCACACUCCUGUGGUAGAAAGCAGGGGAGAGGCCAGUAGAGGCAAUUGAUGGCUGGCUAGUCCAUAAGAUGAUAGAACACUUUUAGUAGAUCAACCAGCUUGGCUUUCGACCAUCUGCUCCUUAAGAAACUCCUUUACAGAUCUUCAAUAAUAUUGGUGGACGGAUAGAGAGAUUUGGGCGUGUGUAGGUUAUUUACUCCGCAUUGCAUAGUGACAGUUCUGAAUUGUCAGGUUGACUGACGAAUUAAGUGGUGCGACAAGUGAAGUACUGAAGGCAGUGAUCGUUCUUCCACGCUUUGGAUAAUUAUCAGCAAGUCAUAAAAUGAAUCCCGAUGGCGAAAAGAUUGUUGAAAAUAUGACUAUUACAUCAAAUGUGGAGGAGGAAGUGAUGACACCAUUAAGUGAAAGAGCAAAUGACUCCGACAAUGUUAGCCCUAUGUUACCGAAGAACCGCUGCCGGACGAUCCUUCAACCGAUUUAUCAAAUGAAAUGCAGGACUUGUAUACUUAUGGGGUUGUUCAUACUAUUGUGUGGUGCUGUGGUGACCUUGGUAUAUAUAUAUAUGCCAAGUUCGCCGACAUCUGCUCACAAUGAUUAUUGCAGCUUCCAGCCAUACGAGAGUAUUACCGAAGACUCGAAAAAUUCUUCCAUAACUGUGGCCUGGUCGGGUCUUAUAAGAUCAGCAAAAAACUCAAUUGAUGUGUUAUUCUGGGAAAGGGAAGGGGAAAAAAUCGUGAAAGAAAUGUUGAAUAACGAAACCCAACGGGGAGUAAGCACUCGGACAGUAACAAGUGGAAGUAACGGUGCAGACCAUGUUGUUUUGGUCAUAGUAGAUGGAAGCCAUUUGUAUUUUGGCGGCUUAGGAGUACAAGGAAGUAACCUGGGGCUUUUAGCAAGAAAUUGCCCCCUUUUGGCGGAAGAUGCAUUGAAAAUUUUCAACGUCUUUUACGAAGUGAAAAUGGCGAAUACUCAAACUCCGUUGGCUUUCCACGUGAAUGGGAAAAAUGAUUCGAACAGAUUUGUAUCGAUGACUACCCUGAAUUCUAGCCAGACAAAUAACCUAGACCCUGUCCUUAGGACGAUUUCGCAGGCUAAACGCUUUAUACACAUCUCAACUUUUACGAAACCUAACUCAUUGUACUGGCGUCGUAUCGAUUUCGCCUUGGAAAAGACUGGUAGUGAAAGUAACGUCUCCUUACAAUGGCUACUUCCCUGGAGAGAUUAUUUCCAAAGAGUUGAGAACGACGGCCGUUUGCAAAAUGCAUCUAGUUCCAAUAUCCAGAAACGUUGGAUUACGUACCACAAAGCUAGCCCUUGUUGUGCCGAUAAUCUCAACUACAUAGUAACUGAUAAUAUGGUCUACAUUGGAACAUCCAUUGAUUACUUGGGGAAUACAGUCGAUAUGGGAUUUAUUCUAGGAGAUACUGUCAUCCGUAAAGAAUUUGAGAGUAUUUUUCAAAGGUGCUGGGAGAGUAGAUUUGUUUUAGAGUAGAAGAAACCAGCAGUUACUAAUGCUCUUCUAUACUCAAAUAGACUCAGGCAAAUGGAACUUAAAAUACUCUUUGAAAAUUAAGUAAUUAUGACAGAAAGAGAUAAGUAAAAGCAAAACUAUUCCCGAUAUUUUAGAAAUAAAUACAAAAUAUGAAAGAACUCAGUUUAUAAAUUUAUAAAAACAAGU